GUUAGUUUAAACAAACACAAAAAUAUGGGAACUAUAUAAUCGAUCAGCAAAAGAAAUACUAACCUAACCUAAUUAGAAUUUUUGUACGACGCUUUAUUUGAGGAAUGAUUAAAACAUGUUAAAUUUAUAUAUUCCAUUACAGAAUGCAGCCUAUCAGCAUAGACUCUCCGAGCGAUAAAGGCACAAAGGAUAGAAGAAGCCGUUGUCAUCAACUUUUGAUGCAAAUCGUCUAUGACUUCGCAGAAAAUACUACUCUUAAUGGCUUAAAAUAUAUGGCCGAAAAAAGAACCUCUAUUCUAGAAAGAUUAUUUUGGACUUCCACGUUCAUUCUAAGCACGAUUCUCUGUGUAAUGAUGGUUUAUAAGUCGUAUGUCAAAUAUGAUACCAGCGGCGUCGUGGUCACCUUGAAGGAGCACCUUGUGUCUGUGAAUGAGUACCCGUUCCCUGCGGUCACGAUAUGUCCGCAGGCGAGGAUCAGACAAAAAAGAUACAACUAUACCUGCGCGGGAUUGUAUUCAUUUACGAAUGAUUCAGGAGUUGACCUCAAAAAAUUCCAUUCCACAAUGGUACUUUGUGAUAAUGAUGACGAAAUCAAUUCUUCGGACGCAUAUCCAUUCCUCGACUAUCCAGUUGAUAUUAAAACAUUCUUUGAGGUGGCUCCCAGACAUGAGGAUAUUUUCAUGGAGUGCUCGUGGCGAAACAAAGUUGACUGUUUGAAGAAAUUCCGUCCAACUCUUACCGCUGAUGGAAUCUGUUAUACUUUCAAUAUAUUGGCUACUGAUGAGAUAUUCCGCAGGAAUAGCGUUUACCAAAAGCGCUACUACUUGAACUCAUCUACUCUCAAAAAUGGAUGGUCACUAGAAAAGAACUACUACAGCUACCCCAAUGAUGCAUUUCCAAGACGUGGCCGGGCAAAUGGGGCAAGAGAGGAUCUAUACUUGUCAUUAAAAGAAGUUACAGACCGCGAUUUUGCGUGCGACAGACAAACUCGACCCGGUUAUAAGGUUUAUUUGCACCACCCCGCUGACUUGCCUCAGGUCUCCCUGCACAGCUACGCAGCGCAACCCGGGAAGACCACAUCUUUUGCAAUCAAACUCGACAUCUUGGACACCGCUGAUGAGCUGCUCUCCAACUAUGCCCCGGAAAUCCGCCAAUGCUAUUCCCCAACUGAACGAUAUUUGCAGUUUUUCCAAAGCUACAGUUCAAUAAACUGUCAAUUGGAAUGUCUCACCAACUACACCAUUAAGAUUUGUGGGUGUGUUAGCUUCUAUAUGCCUCGUAAUAGCAGCACACCUAUAUGCCCAGCAAACAAGUGGAAUUGCACAGAAGAAGCUUUAGACCUAUAUGCAGCUCAGGAAGAUUUGAACGAUGGUGAUAUCAGUAAAUGUCGGUGCCUACCCUCGUGCAAAGAUGUCAAUUAUGACGCAGAUACUGUCGUAACAAAACUUGAUCUAGAAGAAUAUGACAAAAGACGGAAGGAAUUUCAAAGACUUGUUGAAGAAUUUGAGGAUUUUUAUGCUGAAGAUGACGAUGAAGACUAUGAGACUGAAAAUAAAGGUGUUGAUAAUGAAGCCAACAAUACUACUGACACCGAAUCUGAUGGCGAUGAGGAUUCUUCCAAUAAUGAGACCCAAACAGUUAAUCAGAUCUACUACAGAUACCCCCGCUUCGUGGCCAUGGAGCGCUCGGAGUUGGUCGGACUGUCGCAGUUUCUGGCCGACGUCGGCGGCACGCUUGGACUUUUCCUCGGAUUUUCCUUCCUCACACUUGCAGAGAUAUUUUACUUCUUCACGCUGAAAUUUUACUGCAGGUACCACCAAGAAACCCCAGAAAACGAAUCAGAAAAAUUAAACGUCGCUCACGACGCAUGAGUUACUUAGUAAAUAUUAAUAACAUAUAUUGUUUUCGGAUAAAACGUCGUUGAGUUAGAAAACCAAUGCCAAACAACAUUGUUUUCAAAGUGCUGAAAAGUCCUGAUGCCUUAUAAAAGUUAUAAAUCACAGUAAACUAUAAGAUACAUUAUUAAUACAAGCAUAUUUGACUCAAUAAAAAUAACAGGUUUUGUUAAAUGUUUAAUUUAUUCACUACUUUAUUCAUCCCCAUCAUUUUAU
Molecule: messenger RNA, 2111 nt
Organism: Cydia pomonella (codling moth)
Lineage: Eukaryota; Metazoa; Arthropoda; Insecta; Lepidoptera; Tortricidae
Product: pickpocket protein 28-like
Exons: 13
Coding region: 144-1871 (575 amino acids)
Biological process (GO): sodium ion transmembrane transport
Cellular component (GO): membrane
Molecular function (GO): ligand-gated sodium channel activity
Source: RefSeq, a predicted model, not a curated record